Oreochromis niloticus (Nile tilapia) is the source of this 2161-nucleotide messenger RNA. Its product is annotated as arf-GAP with dual PH domain-containing protein 1. The transcript has 11 exons. Lineage: Eukaryota; Metazoa; Chordata; Actinopteri; Cichliformes; Cichlidae. Bases 48 to 1178 code for a protein of 376 amino acids. Gene Ontology annotation, molecular function: phosphatidylinositol-3,4,5-trisphosphate binding; phosphatidylinositol bisphosphate binding; GTPase activator activity. Gene Ontology annotation, cellular component: cytoplasm; plasma membrane; intracellular membrane-bounded organelle. The record is from RefSeq and is a predicted model, not a curated record. Gene Ontology annotation, biological process: positive regulation of GTPase activity.
UGGGCACCUUCUUCCCACCGCGGUGAGGCUGGACGGAUAAACUCACCAUGGCGCUGGAAGCGGAGGGGAACAAGCUGCAGCUGCAGGACGUGCUGGCGAGACCGGGCAACGACAAGUGCGCGGACUGCGGCAAUCCAGAACCAGACUGGGCGUCGCUGACUUUGGGUGUGUUUGUUUGCCAGGCCUGCUCGCUCCUUCACCGGAGCAUCCCACACAUCAGCCGGGUCAAGUCUGUCCAGGACACAUGGGAUGCCAGUGAGGUGGAGUUAAUGGCUGCAAUGGGAAACGGUGCAGCCAAGGCCAAAUAUGAGCAGAAGGUUCCGGCUUUCUACUAUAGACCAACACACACUGACUGCAAACUGCUGAGAGAGCAGUGGAUCAGAGCCAAGUACGAAAGGAACGAGUUUGAAUUUAUCGAGAAGCAAGAGCCAUACUCUGCAGGGUACCGAGAGGGGUUUCUAUGGAAACGAGGAAGAGACAACGGUCAGUUUCUCAGCAGAAAGUUCGUCCUGUCAGAGAGGGAGGGAGCGCUGAAAUACUUCAACAAGCAGGAUGCCAGAGAUCCCAAGGCAAUAAUGAAAAUAGAAACCCUCAAUGCCACCUUCCAGCCUGCCAAGAUUGGCAACCCCUGCGGACUGCAGAUCACCUACCUGAAAGACAACAGCACAAGGAACAUCUUUGUUUACCACAGCGACGCCAAGGAGAUGGUCGACUGGUUCAAUGCUAUCAGAGCGGCCAGGUUCCACUACCUGCAGGUUGCCUUCCCGGGAGCGAGUGACGAAGAGCUGGUGCCCAAACUGACCCGAAACUUUAUGAAGGAAGGCUUUAUGGAGAAAACGGGUCCAAAGCACACUGAGGGCUUCAAGAAGAGGUGGUUUACGAUGGAUGACAGGCGGCUCAUGUAUUUCAAAGACCCUCUGGAUGCCUACGCCCGUGGGGAGGUGUUCAUCGGCAGCAAGGAGAACAGCUACACUGUCCUGGCUGGCUUGCCGCCGUCCACACAGGGCUACCACUGGAACCACGGCAUUACCAUCGUCACGCCAGACAGGAAGUUCCUCUUUGCCUGUGAGACCGAGGCCGAGCAACAGGACUGGAUAGCCGCUUUCCAGAGGGUCAUAAAUCGACCAAUGAGGCCACAGGAGUACGCAGUGGAGGCCCAUUUCAAACACAAACCUUGAAGUCUGCUGGAAACCAAGCGCUCAACUGGACCAGCCCGGUCUCAUUCAGAUCAGAGACGGCCCCAGCGUGCGACCACUGACCAUGGCUAGAAGAGGCGGGGUGGGUCUUAUGGGUCACGAGGGGUUUUAGGGAUGGGCCGAGAUGGGAAAACACGAAGAAAGGAAAGGAAACACCGGCAGGACUCCAGUCUGUCUCGUGUAGGAAGCCUAAAACUCUAACGGGACUCGAGGCCCCUCAUGGGGUGAUCCAAGGCCAAAGGGUAGAUGAUGUCAUCACUAUUGCGCCUACCAACCUUGUGUUGUACAUUAUCACAUCAGAAACCCUUUCCUCUCCUCUCCUCAGCCAUGUGGACCCUUCCCCUUGCAACAAGCUCCUCUUCCCCCUCCCGCCCAGAAUUUUUUGUCUUGUGAAUGGUUCAUUCUGUCUGUAAUCUAAUGUAAUUAUGUAAUCUAGAGUCAUUUCACUGGUUGCUUAACAAAGACAAUGCAUUGUUAAUUUAUUGAAUGUACAGUUUUGAUGACAGUGGCUUAUUCUGUGUGCGUGCGACGUUUUUCAUUGAGGACACUGUGAGGUUGAACCUCCCGCACUAAAACCCUGGUAAACCUGAAAUCUGCAAAGUGCUGUUAACAACAAAUAUGCAUACGAAACACACAAACAUACACACAACAAUCUCUCAGUGAGCACCUCUGCUGUUUCAGCAGCACGAGGUGGCAUAUCUGCAUCCAGGCAGGGUUACCUUUCAAACCUCAAUCUGACAGAUGUUCUCUUAUUUAUUUGUACUGUUGAACAUACUGAGUCAUCGUAGACGGUUAUCGCUGCUUUCCAGGAUUGUAAUGUGACAGGAUUGUAAUUUAUAUGACACUUCUACAGACGUUUCAUUUACUCUUUGCAUCUUGUUUUAAAGACACAUGGUUGUGUUGAUCCUUAAAUCACAGUGAUAGUUUGUUUCAUUAUGAAAUCAAUACAAAUGAUCCUGAAAUGA